Molecule: messenger RNA, 843 nt
Organism: Pogoniulus pusillus (Red-fronted tinkerbird)
Lineage: Eukaryota; Metazoa; Chordata; Aves; Piciformes; Lybiidae
Exons: 2
Coding region: 1-843 (280 amino acids)
Source: RefSeq, a predicted model, not a curated record
AUGUGCCUGAUAAAGUGGCUCCCAACACACACUCAGGGCAGGAGGAGGAGGGAAGGAGAGCGACCUGCCCUUGUGCAACCGCUGCCUCACCGGGAGCGUCCAUCCCCACCGCUGCCUCACCGGGAGCGUCCAUCCCCACCGCUGCCUCACCGGGAGCGUCCAUCCCCACCGCUGCCUCACCGGGAGCGUCCAUCCCCACCGCUGCCUGACCAGCAGCGUCCAUCCCCACCGCUGCCUCACCGGGAGCGUCCAUCCACACCGCUGCCUGACCGGGAGCGUCCAUCCCCACCGCUGCCUCACCGGGAGCGUCCAUCCCCACCGCUGCCUGACCAGCAGCGUCCAUCCCCACCGCUGCCUCACCGGGAGCGUCCAUCCCCACCGCUGCCUCACCGGGAGCGUCCAUCCACACCGCUGCCUCACCGGGAGCGUCCAUCCCCACCGCUGUCUCACCGGGAGCGUCCAUCCCCACCGCUGCCUCACCGGGAGUGUCCAUCCCCACCGCUGCCUCACCGGGAGCGUCCAUCCCCACCGCUGCCUCACCGGGAGCGUCCAUCCCCACCGCUGCCUCACCGGGAGCGUCCAUCCCCACCGCUGCCUCACCGGGAGCGUCCAUCCACACCGCUGCCUGACCAGCAGCGUCCAUCCCCACCGCUGCCUCACCGGGAGCGUCCAUCCCCACCGCUGCCUCACCGGGAGCGUCCAUCCCCACCGCUGCCUCACCGGGAGUGUGUCCAUCCCCACCGCUGCCUCACCGGGAGUGUCCAUCCCCACCACUGCCUGACCGGGAGUGUCCAUCCCCACCGCUACCGCCAGGGCACCCUUGCGGCUCGCCCUGCCGCUUGA